Trichoderma reesei QM6a is the source of this 4773-nucleotide messenger RNA. RefSeq lists its product as uncharacterized. The transcript is spliced from 5 exons. NCBI's taxonomy places the organism in Eukaryota, Fungi, Ascomycota, Sordariomycetes, Hypocreales, Hypocreaceae. The record is from RefSeq and is a predicted model, not a curated record. Gene Ontology annotation, molecular function: protein binding. The coding region runs from base 1 to 4773 and encodes 1590 amino acids.
AUGACUCCAAACCAACAGUCUCUUGCAAUAUACCACGUCCGGAACAAUGUCACCAAAACGACAACGGUAUUGCGGUUGUAUAAGGGAAAGAUCCGUUCCCAUCGCAGCAGGUCCCGCAGUCCCUCAGUGAGGGAUGGCUCUUCGCAAAGCCUGCCAAACGUCCAGGCCAUCGUCUCUGCUUCGAGUGCCACGGCAAACACACCUCAGAAUGCUCCUACUUUCACGGCAGAAGGUCACCAGAGUCGUCACUCGCUCGCCAUCCCGACGAUCAACGAACCGGCGCCUGAGCAAGAGCCAAUCGUUCAGGAUCCUCCAGCUGCAGAGCCUGGCGAUGAUGACGAAGAGGGGAGACCAGCACAAAAGCUAUCUGACGAACUCUGGGACCGUGCAUAUGAUGAACUAAAAGCCGAGGAACCUGCACUGGUACAAGCAUACGAAAGAAUCUUGACGGCCCACCUCAUUUGCGACAACAACGGCACGACUGAUGCUACAUCUGGCGAAAACCGCAUCGAACAACAAAACAAGGAGUACAGAAGAAUCCAGAUGCAGAAUCUGGUGAAGAAUGGCCUGGACAAGAUUUCACGGGAGUCAAAGGCGAAAUCCCGCAUAGGCGAUUUCCUCCCCCUGAUCAACGUCUCGAAAGAUAUCGUCACCAACGUGGUCAAAGGCGUUCCACAGGCGGCGCUUCCAUGGGCUGCCGUUUCCCUUUCACUCGAGCUCUUGACGAACCCUAUGUCCGAGACGAAGGCCAACUGCACGGGAGUCACGUAUGUGAUAGAGCAAAUGAAUUGGUACUGCGAACUGGCUGCGCUAGUCUUCAGCGAUCAUAAUGGCAGCACUGCCAGACUUCAGGGAGAGCUUCAGACGAAACUCAUCGAUCUGUAUAAGAAGUUGCUCUUUUUUGAAAUCAAGAGCAUAUGCUCUUACUAUCGCCACCGGGGACUCACCUUCCUACGCGAUCUCGUCAAGCUUGAUGACUGGAAAGGGAGUCUCGACGAGAUCAAAGACGCCGAGACCUUCUUUGACAAGCAUUUCCAUGCAUUCCGAAGCAUCGAUCUGGGGCAAUAUAUGAAGCAACUAGUCCUCCACGCAAAGGACGAGCAGGCGUACCGAAAGACUGAGGAGGACAAGAAGUGUCUGAGAGAUCUGUAUAUCACAGAUCCUCGAAUGGACAAGCGCAGAAUUGAGAACACCAAAGGAGGCUUGGUGCAAAACUCGUGGCGCUGGAUUCUCAACCAUCCAGACUAUGAAACUUGGCUUCAUGAUGACGACAAACGGCUUCUCUGGAUAAAGGGUGACCCAGGCAAGGGAAAGACAAUGCUUCUCUGUGGCCUAGUCGACGAGAUCACAAAGCGAGCCGCACAGUCGGGAGAUGCCGUAUCUUAUUUUUUCUGUCAAGCGACCAUGCCGACAAUCAACAAUCACUUGUCGGUUUUACGCGGCCUUAUAUGGCUGCUUGCCGACCAACAGCCCUCUCUCCUUUCAUACAUUCGGGAAGCGUACGGUACCAGCGGCAAAGAUGUGUUCGAAGGGCCCAACGCAUGGUACAGCCUGACAAGCUUUUUUCGCAGCAUCUUGGAUGAUGCAAAUUUGACAAGGAUAUAUGUGAUUGUUGACGGCCUCGACGAGUGCACCACCGGCUUGCCUGAGCUCCUGGAGCUGUUCAAAGAAGUGUUGCCGUUGCAAAAUGUCAAAUGGAUCUUGUCUAGUCGAAACUGGCCUGAUAUCCAAGCGAGCCUUGAGGAUACACCGGACGCUGAGGGUGUAAAUCUCAGUCUUGAGGUUAAUGCCGCCGUUGUUGCAGAUGCAGUGGAUGCUUAUAUCUCUGAGAAAGCAUCCGAGGUGAAGCUCUUCAGGGGAAAAGAUUAUUUGAGAGAAGAAGUCCGCAAAGUCAUGAAAGAAAAGGCCAACGGAACGUUCCUCUGGGUGGCUAUUGUCUUCCAACAAUUGCAACGCAUGAAAUUCCUCGACGGUGGUUUUUCGGCCCUGAUGGAACGAUUGAAUGAGUUUCCAAAGGGCCUCACGGAGCUCUACGACAGAAUGCUCAAGCAAAUCAAAGACUUGGAUAGCGAACAAGAGUCCGAGUUAUGCCAGACUGUGCUCGGCAUUUGUGUGGUGGCCUAUCAGCCCCUUCGCCUUCAAGAGCUGGCCACCCUGGCAGGCUUCAAAGACGGCCUCACGGAACCCUCUGCAUUGCGGACUCUCAUCGAGACCUGUGGCUCUUUUCUCACCGUCAAGGACGAAACCGUCUACUUCAUACAUCAAUCGUCCAAGGAAUAUCUAACGACCAGCAACGGGGCUCAAUCAGCCAUAUUUCCAAACGGCACCGACAAGGUUCACCAUAAGAUCGUGAUGCAUUCGCUAGAGAUCAUGGAACGGAAGCUAUGUCGAAACAUAUACAAGCUACACGAUCCUGCAAUCCUGAUUGGUGAUAUCAGUACACCAGAGCCCGACCCUUUGGUAUCUCUGCGCUAUCCUUGCUCUUACUGGCUUCGCCACCUCUGCAUGUCGAUGGCUAGCUUCAAUCUGAGUGAUGGCAAGUUGUUGAAGUUCUUAAAAGAGCACAUUCUUCACUGGCUGGAAGUCAUGACCUUGAUGGAAAACUCACUCGAGGGCGUUCCUGAUGUUAUUCAUUUUGAAGACCUAGUCAGGCAACAUUACCCCGACAGCGAACUUUUGUACCUGGUUCACGACAUACGUCGAUUCACGCAGCACAGCUCGUGGAUCAUCAACAAUGCUCCGCUUCAAAUAUACCUAUCGGCAAUCCUAUUUACUCCUAAACUCAGCAUUGUGAGGUCUCUUUUCGAAGAAGAGUUAUCAUCAUGGAUAACAGUAAAGCCGCCAGUUGAAAGUCAUUGGAGUCCUUGCCUCCAGAUAAUGGAAGGUUCUACCGAUCACGUUGCACUCUCAGCCGACAAAAAGAUGUUAGCGAGUAGUACAAUCCACGGGGAUCUGAACCUCUGGGACGUUAACUCCGGGAAGUUAAUCCGUGAGCGCUAUAUUAGGGAGGACAUCAGCAAGAUUGUUUUCUCCAGCGAUUCCAAGCGAGUCAUGACCGCCUAUGACUCUUGUGUCGUUUCUUGGGAUGUGGAUUCCGGCAUUGUGCAUCAUUCCACAUGGUCCCCUGGUACCUUUCCGUCAAUCUCCAACGACGGCAAGUUUAUCGCUUCUCGCACGAUUGAUGGCAAAAUUCAAGUACAGGAUAUGAAUACCGGGAAACGGUUGUAUCUUGUGCAGGAUCAUUACAAGUAUGGAGAGGACCCAUAUGAAAAAAAGAUCAAGUUAUCGAAUGAUGCCAAGUAUCUAGUAUUUGGCGGGGAUACAAUUACAAUUUGGGAUGUCGAGGGGGAUGACGCACACAAGGUCAUCCGCACAUCACGCAGAAGCGCAGAAAUUUGUUUCUCGAUUGACUCCACGCUCAUGGCUUACGUUUCAAACGGCAUCAAUAUCUGGGACCUGGCGAUGAGGCGUGAGGUGUGUACCAUUUCUGCAAAGACAGAUCGCGGUAACGCAAUUAUCUACUCGCUCGAGUUCUCGACCGACUCCAAGCGUCUAGCUGGAGGGACUUCGGAGAACAUUAGGGUUUGGGAUGUCGUCGAUGGUACCCUUCUGACGCAACUGGACACCAAAUACGAGUUGCAUGAAAGUCUCUCUUGGUCGCAAGACUGCAAGAUCCUAGUCUCAUCAACUGACAGCAGCGUCUACGUGUGGGAUAUGACCGCCUCUGUAGAACCCCAGCCCGUCCCAGUUAUUAGCGCCGCGGAUGUUGUCUUGGAAGGGGUCGCAAUCAACAACGACUAUAAGCUAGUGGCUACGAGAUCAAAGGAUGCUGUCAAAGUCUGGGACGUAAAUACAGGAAGCGAGCUAGCGGAGUUUGAGACAGAACGAGUGACGGCUCGAUCGCCAAACUCCGUGGCGUUUUCACCAGAUUCCAAUUUCAUAUACACCCAGGAACAUGCUAGUGUCACUAAAUGGGGUAUUGACUUGAGGACAGAAGCAACAGUCUCUAAAAUACUUCUGAGCGACAGGCAGGACAGACUCGGCGAUGCAUUUUCUAGCGAUGGCAGACUCUUUGCUGAAGCGAUGGCAAGCGGUGGAGACGUCACGAUAUGGGAUAUGUCCACAGGCCAGAAAUCAGUGCAUUUCACCGCCGGUGAUCAAAAAGUUCUGGCCAUGGCAUUCUCCAACAAUGCGCAGUAUCUCAUCCUUUUAUUUCCAAAUGGGACGGUCGGCAUCUGGGAUGCCAUUACCGGUUAUCGAAUCAAGUACGCCAAGGCGAACGCAUAUGAAAUGAUUGACAAGGAAAAAGGCAGACGCCUUGGAAAUCGGCAUCGAGCAGUAGCCUUGUCUGAAGAUGCUAGUCGCGUACUUUUUGGGGAUACAUCUAUCAACGAGAUAUGGAUACAUAACGAGGGUCAGAAGGUAAUUAGGCUCAUUCUCGGUGAACAAAGUUUCGGGAAGCUCUUUGGAGCCAGAGAAUCGUAUAUCACAACGUGGGGCGGUUAUAUCGACUUGAAUGGCCUGCAAACUGGUUGCGAGACGCUGGAUUCUUAUCAAACCAUAACUUUGGAAGAUGUUCGGUUCGAAGGCUACGGUUUGAGUUCUGAUCAAGCUUGGGUCACAUGGAAUGGAAGCAACAUUCUGUGGUUGCCGAUGGACUAUCGACCAUGGCAACUCGGUUAUGAUGCCGUCGUCAUACUUCCUCUUGGUCUCACUGUCGUCGCGCAUAAUAAAGUCCUCAUCCUCGGAUUUUCCGGUCCCCCGCCAAUAUAG